Messenger RNA from Exaiptasia diaphana, 1035 nucleotides. RefSeq names its product beta-3 adrenergic receptor-like. Gene Ontology annotation, molecular function: G protein-coupled receptor activity. The transcript has a single exon. The coding region runs from base 1 to 1035 and encodes 344 amino acids. The record is from RefSeq and is a predicted model, not a curated record. Gene Ontology annotation, cellular component: membrane. Gene Ontology annotation, biological process: G protein-coupled receptor signaling pathway. NCBI's taxonomy places the organism in Eukaryota, Metazoa, Cnidaria, Anthozoa, Actiniaria, Aiptasiidae.
AUGACAAAUAACUCUUCAAAUGCGAGUWCURUUCUSCUUGACGGUUGCUCAGUCUAUUUAGAUCGACCAGUUUGGGUUGACCCGACUCAUACCGUSCUUGCUGUUGUCAAUGGUAUAGCGUCKCCUCCAACUGUCGUUAUAAACGYSUUGAUCAUUUGGGCUGUUCUUGGUGAUGAAGAUCUUCGAUCAUCUUGUUUUAACMUUUUGCUURUAGCUUUAGCAGUGACYGAUUUCCUAGURGGACUGYUGGUCCAACCGUUGUAUGCGUUCUACCUGAGAUGUGUUCUUAACACUUGUUUUAGCCUCUGUUUUCAAUUAUUUUCCKUAUAUUUUGUGGCAGCCUUGACCUGCUGUGGUCUGACGAUAUUUAGUCUUGCCUUAUUGAGUUUGGAAAGAUACCUUGCUAUUGAACAWUGGAACUUCUACCUUACUUAUGUUACAGAAAAAAGAGUCACGAUCGCGACUAUACUGUAUUGGUUAGGCAGCCUAACACUUUUGAUCAGCACCAGUGUUUUUGCGCUAUUCAACAAUCCCCGUCUAUUCACAGUUCCAGCAAUGGUCUUCGCAGGUAUCAACACUCUGAUCAUUUUGUACUGUUCCAUCAAAGUUCAUAUCACAGCUUCUCGUCAGAGUAGGACCAUCGCCCUACAGAAAGAAUCAGUUCAACAGCCCAGCGAACAACAUCAACAACAGCAAUUAGGAUUUACCGAAAACAACCAAGUGCAAGAAAGACRACAAUGGAAAUAUAAGCAAGUGUUUAUGAUGAACAUGUUAAUGCUAAUGUCGGUUCUCUUUUACGCUCCUAUCAUUAUAGUAACAGUGAUACAAGCUAUCGAGGGCAGGGAUGUCACCAGCGAUUUUAUUUAUAUCGCCAUGCCUAUCGCUUCAACUUUCAUUCAUCUCCAGUCUCUCAUCAACCCGAUCCUUGUCUCACUGCGUCUAUCGUACAUUCGUAAAGCUAUAAAAAACAAACUAAGUUCUUUCUUUAGUGCUGCUUCAGCCGAAGUCCAAAGUUAUGAUGUCCGAAACUUCUAA